Messenger RNA from Talaromyces marneffei, 1812 nucleotides. RefSeq lists its product as uncharacterized. Gene Ontology annotation, biological process: lactate catabolic process. The transcript has 4 exons. The coding region runs from base 1 to 1812 and encodes 603 amino acids. NCBI's taxonomy places the organism in Eukaryota, Fungi, Ascomycota, Eurotiomycetes, Eurotiales, Trichocomaceae. The record is from RefSeq and is a predicted model, not a curated record. Gene Ontology annotation, molecular function: D-lactate dehydrogenase (NAD+) activity; FAD binding; D-lactate dehydrogenase (cytochrome) activity. Gene Ontology annotation, cellular component: mitochondrion.
AUGAGGCGCGCCAUUCUUAGAGCCAACCCAGCGGCGCGAUGUCUCCGCCAGCCGCCGCUCCUGGCCGAGCAUGCAGCAACAUCAUCGCCUUUGCACCGUCGUCAGCUAUCCUCCACGCGACAACUCCGAGAAGAGCCCAGGCCAUCGUUCAAGGGCCAAUUGUAUGAGAGCACGCAACAACGUUUGAAAAGAGAGCGGGCGGAACAAGAGCGCUUUUCGCAAUACCAGACUCAAUCUCCGGGCUCCAGAUAUGCGGCGUUGAUGUUCGUACUGGUCUUCUUCACAACUGGCGGAUACUAUCUCGGAUCACUCAAACCCUCUGCCCCCUCAACAUCCUCUACAAUUCCCCUCUCUGAAACGCAACCCGUCAAACACAAUACAACACCGGCAAACCUGCAAGCUGCCUGGGCCGACUUUGUCAACAUUGUCGGCAAAGAAAAUGUAUCCACAGACGAAUUCGACCUACACUCUCAUUCGGGGUCGGAGUUCUCUACCUAUUCACAAAAGGAGAGCGAGAGACCGUUCAUCGUUGUUUAUCCUGAAACAACAGAGGAAGUGUCGCGGAUCAUGAAAGUUUGUCACGAGCGAGUAAUCCCCGUGACACCAUACUCGGGCGGCACAAGUCUGGAGGGACACUAUGCCCCUACCAGAGGCGGCGUGUGCGUUGAUUUCCGACGCAUGGACAAAAUUCUGGCUUUCCACAAGGAAGACCUCGAUGUGGUGGUACAGCCAGCCGUGGGCUGGGAAGAAUUGAACGAGGAAAUCGCCAAAGAAGGACUGUUCUUCCCUCCGGAUCCCGGUCCAGGAGCCAUGAUUGGAGGCAUGGUUGGAACGGGCUGUUCAGGCACAAACGCAUACCGAUACGGAACCAUGAGGGAAUGGGUGGUAUCUCUCACGGUAGUCCUUGCAGAUGGAACGGUGAUCAAGACACGGCAACGACCCAAGAAAUCCAGUGCCGGAUAUGACCUGACAAAACUCUUUAUUGGAAGUGAAGGUACUCUUGGUCUUGUGACGGAAGCAACAUUGAAAUUGACUGUGAAGCCCAAGAGUGAAAGUGUGGCUGUGGCGAGUUUCCCAUCUGUCCAGGAUGCUGCCGAUUGUGCUCGAAGAGUUGUCGAAGAAGGUAUCCAGGUUGCCGGUCUCGAGAUCUUGGAUGAUGUACAGAUGCAAUGCAUUAAUGCUAGCAAAACGACUAGACGUGAAUGGACCGAGGCACCAACUCUAUUCUUCAAAUUCGCUGGUACUCCUUCCGGGGUGAAAGAGCAGAUUGGGAUAGUCCAGAAGCUAGCCAAGGUCACUGGCGGCAAAACAUUCGAGUUCGCCCGUGACGAUGCAGAAAUGAAGGAACUCUGGAGUGCGCGCAAGGCCGCCCUUUGGAGCCUCAUGGCCAUGAAAAAGGAUCCAAGUGACCAUGUCUGGACCACAGAUGUUGCAGUACCAAUUAGCAGGCUACCAGAUAUUGUGGAAAGAACCAAGAAGGAUCUGACUCAGAGCGGGUUGCUAGCUGGUAUUUGCGGUCAUGUGGGUGAUGGUAACUUUCAUGCAAUCAUCCUCUUCAACGAUAAACAGAAACCCCUCGCCGAAGAAGUCGUGCAUCGUAUGGUCGUAAACGCGGUCGAAAUGGAAGGCACCGUCACGGGCGAACACGGUGUCGGACUCAUCAAGAGGGACUAUCUGCCUCAUGAGCUUGGCGAGCCGACGGUGGAUGUUAUGCGCAAGUUGAAAUUUGCGCUGGAUCCCUUAUGUCUGCUCAAUUGCGAUAAGACGAUUAGGGUUGAGCCGCCUGCUGCAGGGGAGAUUAAGCCGUGGUAG